UGACAUUUAAAAUUUAAUAUUUUUGAUUGCAAUGAAAAAUUAAAGUAUAAAUAAUACCAUGGAUAAGACAAAAAAUAAUAUUAAAGACUCCAUAAACGUAUUUAAAUUUUAUAAAAAAUUAUCUGAACCCCUGAUUUUAUCACUUCGUUGUUUUCGAGAUAGAUACUUUGCAGCUGCAUGGCUAAAAAAGUUGGAGGAGCAAGAAUUGGGGGAAGAAGACCUUCGUAUCAGUUACUUAAAAUUGUUAAUUUUAGCUCUCUCUAGAGGCAGAUUAAUGGGAAUAUUCACUGACGAUCCAAAGAAGUAUAAACAAUUAAUAGAUUUUCGUAAGAACUUUGAUAUCCACACAUUUGCAAAAUGCAUGAUUGAAAAGGACAACGAAGAAAGAAUAAGUAAUAUUAAAAAACAAAUAAAGGGGAUAAAAGGACGGGUAGAAGAAACAUCGGUAUAUUUUGACUAUUCUACAAGCUUACAAGAAUACACAUCAGCACAAGAUAUUCCCCAUUUUGGGGUUCAUUGUUAUUACGCUUUCUCGAGUGAACCAUUUACAAUUUGGCAGCAAAAUAACAAAUUAAAUCUUCCUUAUUAUGUAUUUGACUGUUCGAAAAUAAAAAAAGCUGGAUACUGCAGUGGAAACGAUCGAAUCGCUAGAUGCAGAGUUGUGGCUAGACCUGUACCAAUAUUGGGAAUUGUUGAAGAGAUGAUUAAAAAUAAAAGUUUUCCUGUUUGGGGAUCCAAUAUUUUGGAAUUACGGGAAAAUCAGCCUGUUAAAAAAAUAUCAUGUUUGUCUUAGUUUUGUACUAGCGAAAUAAAUGUGUACUAGCA
Molecule: messenger RNA, 825 nt
Organism: Brassicogethes aeneus
Lineage: Eukaryota; Metazoa; Arthropoda; Insecta; Coleoptera; Nitidulidae
Source: the annotation of a GenBank genome assembly